CCUAAAACGUAUUGUACAUUAAACUAUACGUAUUACGAGUACGUAUAAAACGACGUAUCACUUUAAGCAUGUUUUUUGAUAACGUUCCUUCGUCGUGGGUAACUUUGAUAAUUAAUUUUCUACUGUUUUUAAUUAUAAUUUUGUACCACGAUCAACGUGCUAGCUCCGUUUUAGCUGCGGAGAAUUUCACCCUUGCUGCUGGUACUGCUGCUGCUGCAGAUGUUGCUACGACGUCUGCUUUUUCAGAUGCUGCGGAUAGAAGGCUUGAAAAUGUUACGGUUUUCUUGAAAUCGUGGCCGUUUCGUAUGGUGCGAAAAGAAUGCGAAUCUUUGUUCUUGUAUAAUUACGGAUAUACUUCGGUGCUGGUAUCCUCAAUUCAGGAUAAAAAGUUGCUGAAGAAGCACUCGGAGAAUUUCCAAUUUAACGAUUUAUUUAAAUUUCGAACGUCAUUAGGAACAAUAGAAGAAUUCGCCAGUAUGAUUAAAUCUUGCGAAAAAAACGGAAUUAAGGUUUACGUGUCGCUGAAAUUAAUCACCGAUAAACAAAUAGACCAAGUUGUCAAAAGGUACGAAGAAAUCGAACCUUUCUUGAUGCGAAAACUUGCUCAGCGAAUUAAAAAAUCCAGGGAGGUUGCUGCCAAAAGGAAAGCUCAAAGCUCGGUCACAUCACCCAACAACCGUUCAAAAAAACCUGACAUAACUUCAUUCAAAUUACCAUCAUCCAUAUCCACAAACUCCUCUAACCAGACAACCCCUCGAGACGAAGGUGGAAAAUCCCCCAAGAAACCGUCUCGAUUCGAUGAGAACUUCAUGAAAAAGAGACAUCACAAGAAUACCAAGUAUUUGAUGGAGCUUGUAUUGCUACAAGCUGCCACGAGAGCCGCCCACGAUCAGGGUAUCUUGUCGCUGAUACAAUCUUUCAAGCAGGUCAAUAAACAGUACAGGCUUAGGUACAAAAAGAAUAAAAUAUUAUCGGAGAAUUCGCCAAUACCGGGACUUAUUCGUAAAUAUUGCAAACUCAAGUAUAACCUCGAGGAUAUCUCGUCAGCGGUAAAAUUUGUGAAGCUAUUGGCCGAGUUGGGUGUCAGCGGGGUCAGAAUAGAAAAUUCUCGUUUUAUCGAUACGAAUGCCUUGGAGAGGAUUUUCAACACGGCUCAGAAAGACAUAUCGAAAAAAAUGGCAAUAAUUUUUGACGACGUAAUUAAUGUCAAACAUUACCAAAAAUUUGGUUCCGUUAUGGACGAGAAAUAUGCUCGAAAUCUUAUGGAUGCUGUGAAAAAGAUCAAUUUCCAGAAAUUAGUUUCUAAGAAAAAAAUGUGGCCACGUACCUGGAGAAAUAUAGCUUCCUCGGAUAAAUCGCGUCCUUUCGUUCCCAAAUAUAUGAUUCCAGAGGAUAAUAAAUCCGAUUCUUAUAAUUUCAAGAUCGCUACUUCAAUGAUGUUGGUUAAUCCUCACGGAUUCCCGAUAAUUGUAUCACCUUAUAGUCGUGUGAAAGCUCAUAUUAAAUCUCUACCAAAUGCAGAUAAUUCGUCUAUGGAUGACAUUUGCAGUAGAGGGAAGUUCUGCAUCCAUAGGAAAAAAUUCAUCAGGCAGUUGGUUUUAUUCAGACUCAUCACAGCUGAUGACAAAAUAACUUCUAUAAGAGCCUUACGAAACAACAUAUUGCACUUGAAUCGAGGUAACAAAGGUUUCGCUGCUUUCAUCCAUAAACUUCCUCCCUCCAAGGACAAAGUACCAACGUCAACGGAGGAUUUGACCAUACAAACUGAACUACCACCAGGUCUUUACUGCAACAUAAUCACAGGAUAUCCAGACCUAAAACGCGACCAAUGCAAUCCUGGAUCCGUUAUCCAGGUCGACUUGAAAGGACAAGUCACCAUCAAGAACCCAAACACCUACGAAAAAGGUGUACUGGCCAUCGAUAUCUUGUCACGACUCAAGUACGUGGAUAUCGAAGCCAAUGGUAAAUACGUCUUUCAAACGAAACCAUCGUCGCUGAAACGCGAUAAAGGCCAAAAUACCGGUUCGAAUUUCAAACCUAGAGAUCUAGAUGACCUCCGAGACAAUAAGUCGAUUAUUAAUCCCACGUCAGCUUCGUCGUCGCCGCAGAGACCAUCGGAUGUCACACUUGUAGCUCCAGCAGCAGCAGAAAUACACACUCGCGACUUGGACGACGUUUUCAAGCACAGCAAUGUUAAAUUCAAAUUCGAUUUCAGCGAUAUAACUGAUAUAAUCACCAAACCCUUCAAAUACGCCAAACAUAUCAUCGAAAAGUUCAUCGAUAUGAUAAAAGAUGCCAUCAAAGAUAUCACGGGGCAUCGUCGUAAAUACCCAAAAAUUAAGUUCGAUCAUGGUUAUGAUUAUCGUUAUUGAGUUCGAGUAUUCUCUCGAGACACACAUCCUGUUAUAUAAAUAUGACUUCAAUUACGUAAUUAGUACAUAAAUACCUGAGAUACCUACCUAACUUUGCAGCCAAAAAAAUUACACAUUAUAUUCGA
Planococcus citri (citrus mealybug) is the source of this 2497-nucleotide messenger RNA. RefSeq lists its product as uncharacterized. Bases 69 to 2372 code for a protein of 767 amino acids. The transcript has 10 exons. NCBI's taxonomy places the organism in Eukaryota, Metazoa, Arthropoda, Insecta, Hemiptera, Pseudococcidae. The record is from RefSeq and is a predicted model, not a curated record.